GCAUGAUGGAUAAGGCGCUCUUCAGAAGGUACGUCGGUAACAACAUCAUGCUGCUGACAAAGGCCUUCCGAAAAAUGUUCAUCAUCCCAGACUUUGAGGUUUUCACUGAGAAAAUCAAUGAGAUGUAUGAGAAUGCACAACAGCAGGAUGGGGGCCAAGUAAGUAAUAGAUGCUCAUAAAUAUAAUCAUCUGUAUCAUGGCGGUGAGGAACAUAACAGAAGUAGUUAUGGUAUCACAGCAGAUAUCAUAGGUUUCUAUGCCGCUUAUCCUCACCAUUGUAUUAUUACAAAAAAUAUACAAAGAUCUAAUAUACUGUACUGUAACAAGAUGGGGCAUUACAGAGCAAGGCCGUAAAACGGCGGGGUACACCCUGGAAUGGUCGCCAGCCAAUCACAGGGCACAUAUAGACAAACAACCAUUCACACUCACAUUCAUACCUAUGGACAAUUUGGAGUCGCUAAUUAACCUAGCAUGUUUUUUUGGAAUGUGGGAGGAAACCGGAGUACCCGGAGAAAACCCACGCAUGCACGGGGAGAACAUGCAACCUCCACACAGAGAUGGCCCAGAGUGGAAUUGAACCCUGGUCUCCUAGCUGUGAGGUCUGCGCGCUAACCACUAGACCGCCCACAGCAAAAUAACAUCAGAAAAAAAUAGCGUUUUCUCAACUAGCAGCCCUUCACCUCAAACCACACCCACACAAAGUAGAGUUUAUCUUAAAGGGGAACCUAUUAUGCUCAUUUUUCCACCUUUUGUAUUGAGUUGUGGUCAGAAAAGUUUUUUUGAUUUUCCAGAAUCUGCACCUAUUCCUUUUGUAUUUGCUUUGAUUUGUGCUUCCUGCCAAAACGGACUGUUUUCAUUUAUUCCACCCACCGGGUGUGUCUGCUCCUCUGUGAUUGUUCACACGCCCAAAGUGCUUCCUAACUAAGAACCAUAUAAGGAAGUCUGGUCCUCUGUGACAUCACAAAGGAACGGUUUUACCCACGCCUUUUCAAACAGAACAUUUUGAGCCAUCACAAACUUCUUUCAGGGCUCACUUCCAAAUGCACAAACCUCAUUAUCUGAAACUUUGGUAUUGUUUAACACAAGAAUACAACAUUCUAACUACAUUUAUAGGUCAGAAAAGUGGAAAAAGCAUCAUAGGUCCCCUUUAAAUAUGUGGUAAACAUUUAUUGUCGGAACUUCAAACAUUGGAUAACUUUGAAGUGUAUAACAACAAGUAUAACGGCUUGGUUAUAAGUGUUCAUAAUCUCUACACAUUUACACGAUAACUCAUCUGGAGCAAGUUCACAAUCAAUAUUUAUCUAAUAACUAAUAAACAUAAACUGUUGAAAUGAAAUACUAAAUCUCCUCAACGGAGAUGUUUUCUCCCUUUCAGUCAGCCAUGGUCGACAUAACUUGGUUUGUUGCCAAUCAGUGGAUAGAAAAAUGUUAUUGUCGGCCAGCUAGCUGGCCCUUGUGUGGUAUAUCCAAUCAGUUAAAGAAACUAUAUGUCAAUAUAGUUUAAGUUUUUUUUUAAUCACAAUGUGUCCCACCUUGGUAGCAUCCUAUUAGCAAAGCUAAACAACAUGGCAAUCGGAACAGGAAGUUACGUCACCAGCAUAUAAAUGACUUACUUUUACUUUCAUGAAGAUGUGACUGUUCCCAAAGACACGAUUUGGCAGUGAGAUCAACAACCACCACCUUCCUGUUUUGAAUCACAUCAAGAUCAUGUCUUCAGUGAAGGUGGCUGAUUACAUUCCUCAACUGGCCAAAUUCAGCCCUGACCUAUGGGGUGCGUCUCUUUGCACCAUUGACGGACAAAGACACUCAGUGGGUGAUACCAAGGUUCCCUUCUGUCUGCAGUCAUGCAUCAAGCCUUUGGAGUACGCCAUCGCAGUGCACGAGCUCGGCAGUGAGCACGUGCACCAAUUUGUGGGCAAAGAGCCCAGUGGAUUCCGAUUCAACAAACUGUCCCUGAAUGAUGACGAUAAGCCACACAACCCAAUGGUGAAUGCUGGCGCUAUCGUUAUCAGCUCUUUAAUAAAGCCCGACUCAAAUAAAGCAGAGAGGUUCGACUAUAUAAUGGACUUCUUAAAACGCACAGCUGGAGCAGAGUACGUGGGCUUCAGCAAUGCGACCUUCCAGUCUGAGAGGGAGACAGGCGAUAGAAAUUUUGCCAUUGGUUAUUACCUCAAGGAAAAAAAGUGCUUCCCUGACAACGCAGACAUGAUUGCGGCUCUCGAUUUCUACUUUCAGUUGUGCUCCAUCGAGGUCACAUGCGAGUCAGGCAGCGUCAUGGCGGCCACCCUGGCCAAUGGGGGAAUUUGUCCCAUCACGGGUGAGCGUGUGCUGAGCACCGAGGCGGUUCGGAAUACGUUGAGUCUCAUGCAUUCCUGCGGGAUGUACGACUUCUCUGGAGAGUUUGCCUUCCAUGUGGGCUUACCUGCUAAAUCUGGGGUUUCUGGUGCCGUGCUCCUCGUAGUCCCGAACAUCAUGGGUGUCAUGUGUUGGUCUCCACCUCUGGAUCGCCUUGGGAACAGCGUGAGAGGCAUUCACUUCUGUCAGGAGCUGGUCUCUCAUUUUAAUUUCCACAACUAUGACAACCUGAGACACUUCACCAAAAAGCACGACCCCAGACGACGAUCAGAUGAUGAGCCGAACAAGUCAGUGGUAAACUUGAUGUUUGCGGCCUACAGCGGGGAUGUCUCUGCUCUGAGGAGGUUUGCUCUUUCAACUUUAGACAUGGAGCAGAGAGACUAUGACUCUCGCACAGCUCUUCACGUGGCCGCUUCAGAAGGCCAUGUUGAAGCUGUCAUCUUCCUGACUGAGGAAUGUAAAGUGAAUCCUUACAUCAAAGACAGAUGGGGCAACACGGCUCUGGAUGACGCCAGGCAGUUUGGCCAUCAAGUCAUCGUCACCAUUCUGCAGCAGUACCAGCAUGUACACACCGACAGCGACUCAGCAAGCUACAAGGAGGAGCGGAAGGUUGCCAUGGAUACACUGAAGAGCAUCAAUUGAAGGACCAGAGGAGGUUUUAAAAUACAAGUAAAGCACUUAGGUAGCGCUAAAUGAAACAGGGUGACUGAGACAUGUGAUGAAUGUAUGAUGUUAAGAUACUGUAUCUAUUAAUGGUGUGCAGGGUUACAUUUUUCUUUUUAAAUGUGAUUGCUCAAUAUUAUACGGCGCUCUACUGUAAUUAAUAUUUAAUUGCAUACGGAAUGUCACGUUGUCGGAUUUUUUUGUGCUGUAUCUGUUUUAAUCUAAUUUAUUUUUAAAUAUGCUUGCUAAACUAUGCAUGUCUGAUUCAUAUAUUGGCGUAGUCGCGCUCAUUAUCAACUACAGCAUGCAGUAUGUCGUUAUUUUGUAUGUUUUUAAGAGUAACUCCUCAGUGCUGGUCUGUUCUUGUAUCUAUUGGUUGCGUUCACACUUGUUAUUUUACACAAUACAGGACCAAACAGGAUAUAAAGACUGGUAUUGGAACUGGAAUGCUGCAUUUUAUUGCAAACGCUGAUCCGAAACACAUGACUAAUUGCCAGGUAGUAGUAGUAGGUGAAACAGGAAACCAGAAAAGGAACGUGACGAUAUAAUUAGGAAACUAAAUGUGUUGUAUUACUUUGAAUUUGAGUUUAGUGGUCAAUGGAAACAAAUGGCUCUUUUCAUGUUAAAAA
Molecule: messenger RNA, 3647 nt
Organism: Doryrhamphus excisus (bluestripe pipefish)
Lineage: Eukaryota; Metazoa; Chordata; Actinopteri; Syngnathiformes; Syngnathidae
Gene: gls2a
Product: glutaminase 2a (liver, mitochondrial)
Biological process (GO): L-glutamine catabolic process
Molecular function (GO): protein binding; glutaminase activity
Source: RefSeq, a predicted model, not a curated record